Messenger RNA from Bursaphelenchus okinawaensis, 1787 nucleotides. NCBI's taxonomy places the organism in Eukaryota, Metazoa, Nematoda, Chromadorea, Rhabditida, Aphelenchoididae. The record is from the annotation of a GenBank genome assembly.
AUGGCUGAAAGCAAUCUCUUGGGUUUUUUAAACAAUGUUAAAGAUGGUGCUGUCGAGAAUAAAGAGCCUGCGAAGCCAAGAAAGCCGAAGAAGGUCACUUAUGCUAUGAUGUUGUCAUACCAAGGAAAAAACUACUUUGGAAUGCAGGUAUACCCUUUAUUUCCCCUUGGACUUCUGCCAAUUUGACAGAAUAUACAGUAAAGGACUAAAAUUUUAUUUUUUUGGGUUCAGAAACAAAAAUCGGAAGCGACAAUUGAAUCUAACCUUCACGAUGCCAUGAAGUCAAUUGGAGCCAUUACCGAAGCAGAGUGCGCUAAGCCGAACUUGUGGUGGUUCCAAAGAGCGGCACGGACGGACAGAGCUGUAUCAGCCGUUAGACAGAUCUGCUCUAUGCAAUUACCUCUCGAUCAAGACUUUAUUGACAAUGGCCCUUCGAAGAUGAAUGCUUUGUUACCUAAAGAUAUCAGAGUUAUGGGUAUCAAGAGGACUACACCUUCUUUCCACGCUCAGAAGACUUGUGAUGCUAGAACCUAUUCUUACACAAUUCCCACUUUUGCAUUUGCCGAAUUGGACAAACUCACCAAUUGGGACUACAGAAUCAAUGAGGAGAAGAUAGCCGAGAUCAAUGACGUGUUGAGUUCGUAUAUUGGAACCCACAACUUCUUCAACUACACUUCCAAAAAGUAGGUUUCUUCUCAACUUAUCAAUUACUUGACAGUCCUUAAAUCGUGAUACUUCAAACGGUAUUUUACGCUUAAUAGUCAAAAAAAGGCAAAAUCACUGUACAUUUUAGGGAUCACGAUGAUCGCAGUUGCUACCGAUACAUUAAAUCUUUUGAAUGCACGAAACCGUUUAUUUUCCACGAUGAAUUCAGAAACAAAGAUGUCGAAUUUGUGACGGUAUACGUUAAGGGACAAAGUUUUAUUCUCCAUCAGAUCAGAAAAAUGAUGGGUAUGUUUUAAAAUAAUACUUUAUUUUUAAAGUUGCAGUACCUUUUUGAUAAAAAUUAAUGUUCUUACCGUCAAGGCUGCUUUUUGUUACGUUACAGUAAAUGUGUCAGACCACAUUAAAUUUUAAAAUCAUUUUAGGUAUGCUGAUCAGUGUGAUCAGAAGACAGGUCUACAAGUCUGAUAUAUUGAAGUCUUUUGAGAGCCGGAGGGUAAGUAUCCUAUUCGUAAAGGUUAAAUUUUAAUGUUUAGAUGGACGUUCCACGAGCUCCGGGAUUAGGCUUGUUGUUGGAGAAGCUGCACUACGAUGUGUAUGAAACAAGAUUUUCGCAAUCGCACGGUUCUCUGAAUGAUUGGGGAGAAGAGACGGAGGAAGCCGUCAAAAACUUCAGAGACGAAUACAUCGUCAGCGAGAUUCUGAAGGGAGAAUGCCAGACCAACCAGUAGGUUUUACUUAUUGGUAUUGGGACUACUUUGGUGAAUGUUUUAAAAUCGCAUAAAAGAUUAUCCGUAAUUUUUGAAACAGAAAAGUAAAAUAUUUUAAAAAGUAUUGUUAAUACCUUCAGAAUGAUGCUGUGGUUAUCAACACUAGUUCAACACAGAUUUGCAUGUGAUCCACUAGACCAGAACGGCGAAAGUAAUUCAGACUUAAGAGAAGCCGCUAACGUCGCUACCUAUGGUGUUCCGGAGCCAGAAGAGCCAAUAGAUACUGAAGAAUUAAAGGCUGAACUCGCUGCCGACUCUGGAUUACCUACAGAUCCCCCUUCUGAAAUCACAGAAGAAACGGGCGAGAACGAAGAAGAUGAACCGCAAGAAAAGAAGGCACGAAUUGCUUGUUAA